GUGCGCAUGUUGAGGGCCCUCAACCUGAGGAGCACAUUGAUCACGGACGGCAGAACCCCGAUUAAUCUGUUGGGUGCCACAACUGGUCUCAUUGGGCAGGCGGAGAGUGUCAUUCAUGGAAGCGUUACACCCGGCAGUGCCAGUGAACAUGGAAAUGCGGCUUCCGAUGUGUAG
Messenger RNA from Mesocestoides corti, 174 nucleotides. NCBI's taxonomy places the organism in Eukaryota, Metazoa, Platyhelminthes, Cestoda, Cyclophyllidea, Mesocestoididae. The record is from the annotation of a GenBank genome assembly.